AUGUCGGGACUAGAAGAGUCUAUGUAUGCUCUUGACUGGAGUGACUAUAUAGGAAUUGUAAUCAUUACCCUGAUGAUCUAUGACUAUAUGCUUCAGUUCGAGAAAGAGGUCACGUUUGUUUGGGAAAGACAGAUGUCGGUGAUGGCAUAUCUAUACCUCGUUGUUCGAUAUUUUGGUAUUGUCCUUGCAAUGAUUUCCGGCGUCUGGGGAGGUCUACUUUAUCAGCCUGAAGCAAAGUUUGUUCCGCCUGAUCUGCUGCUGACCGCUUGUUUAGUUGUAAAUAUAUCGUAUUCAACUGAAACUGGCUUUGCUCACCAUGAGAUUGAAAUAGGUCAUGGUACGCUUCUGUUCAUGCAGUGGGGUAUUUCUGGAUAUUUUUGCUUGGCGGAAAUCAUUCUCAUCUGGCGUCUUUAUGUUCUAUACAAUCAAUCCAGGCUCAUGCUUUAUGUUCUGCUGGGGUUGUUCCUACCUGUCGUCGUGCUCUAUAUAGGGGUGGAUGUAUUUUUAUGGAGUCGGCCCUCAGCGAUGUCAGUGCAAGAAAUAAUAAUAACUGAAAGUGUGAAGUACUGCACGGCUUCCUUCCACAUCGGGCCUAUGCCUGCGAUAUAUGCUUACAUCCCCAUCAUAUGCUACGAUAUUUUCUUGGUCGUUCUCGCCAUUGGCGUCCUCGUGAGACACCUGAAAGAACGAAAGGAACUUGAAAUGAAGCCCAACACCUACGUGGUAAUCAUCGUCCGAUAUCAUGUGAUAUACUUUGUUUUGUGA
Molecule: messenger RNA, 765 nt
Organism: Suillus subalutaceus
Lineage: Eukaryota; Fungi; Basidiomycota; Agaricomycetes; Boletales; Suillaceae
Exons: 11
Coding region: 1-765 (254 amino acids)
Source: RefSeq, a predicted model, not a curated record